Molecule: messenger RNA, 3594 nt
Organism: Aspergillus uvarum CBS 121591
Lineage: Eukaryota; Fungi; Ascomycota; Eurotiomycetes; Eurotiales; Aspergillaceae
Exons: 6
Coding region: 1-3594 (1197 amino acids)
Source: RefSeq, a predicted model, not a curated record
AUGUCUUGCCUGGGCGGGAUUCGCCUCAGUCACCGCUUCGAGCGAUCUUCGCUGCCGAACAUUACUCUUGCUCCCAGAGCCCCGUGGAAACUGGUAGGGCCUGCUAGUGUGCAUUUGCAGACUGAGCUUGAGACUCUUUACUGGUAUGGCGUGGGGCUCGAGCUCGAAAAUAUCAUACGCACCUUGAAAACCUGGCAGCAAUCAGAGUAUACAGAUGUGGCAGUCGAUGAUGACCAUGACAACAAUGUACACGGCUUUGACACAUUUAUUGAUCAGGUCACUCAGGAAACACGGGCGUUUGCGCUACGAUAUGGGGAAGAGAAAACUGCGAGGACAGCCGAUCAGGAUAAGAUCUUGCCUUCUGUUAUGAGCAACGUUGAGAUCAAGGAGGCAUUACGCAAAGCAAAACUCGCGGAGGUAGAAUAUCAGAGCACUAACGUUGAUGUUAAGGAGGAGGUGCGAAGGAACACGGAAGACAUUGCAUCAUCUUCCGGUAUCCAGGAGCGGGCACGUAUCCUUCUACAAGCUGCGGGGCUCCUCGAUAUCGACAAACUGGUUGAGCACCGUCCACCCCUAGAAGACCUUGGCUUCUGGGCUCGACCUGCCAUUCCACAACUCACUUUGUCUGGCUUUGACAGUGACUGGAAUGCCAGGCUGGAGCCUCUGAAAUGUUCGGACUGCUCCAGUAUCAUUCGAGGUAGCAUGUUUACCCAUAGUGGCAAAUCGAAUCAUGCGAAACAACUCACCGUCUGCGAGGACUGUUAUCGAAAACUCUAUUUUGGCAGAGAACAAUAUGUCAAGGUAUACAAGCACUGCGUUCUUGCCGAGACCAUUACUCCUACUCUGAGUCAGGAUUUGUGUCAUUGUGCAGACGUCUCUCGCCUUGACAGCAGUGGACUUCCAGGUGCCCUCUUUCCAAUCCCUAAGGGAGAAAGGCAUGUUGCAAUUCCAAUCGCGAAGAGAUGCAAAUUACUCGAACUCAAUACUCGAGUCGCCCUCGCAAAAUACCACGGUCUCCAGUCUACAGUUCGUGAUCACAGGAAGAAAGACAAGAAAACGACCAGAUUCCGAGUUAAAUCAGCUGGUGCAGCUGGACGGGUGAAGUAUGAGCCAGCCAAGAAAGUAAUUUUGAGAAAAGAACCCGAUUCGAAGCAGGCGGCCCUGCGGCCCGAGCCAGGAAAGGAAGCCCCUUUUGCCCGUGACCAAGAUACAAACACUGCUUCAAUGAAGGAAGCCAUGGCUGACGAAGAUAUACCGUUAUUUUUUCGUCACUUUGCCCAACAAUACCCUUUUGGCAAUGUUCACAUGGCUUUGCGAGUUGGGCCACUGGUCAUUGAAAAUGGGGUCGCAAACGCCAAGAAAGGUGCCUUAGUUACUAUGAGAGAACUGCCUACCUUUCAUGAUAGGCCUGACUCCUGCAGUUCACGCUCUCGUCAUCCUAGUUUAGCAAUUGGUGGCGACCCUAAAAGACGCCUUUGGCAGCAGCAGCGCCUCGUUGGAACUCCCAAACGAUACAAAGCUACCAUGAAGCAGGUUGUCGGGGUACCAUUCACCGGUGCCCUUUCUGGAUCUUCCGAUGUUGAGCAGGAAUUUGAGAUUAUAUGGCUUAUUGUGGCGGCUAGUCGUGGGUAUUUCGACCAUCCAGGACUUCCCGCCAAAGAACAGCGUAAGAGUCUAGACGCUGCGCUGGAUCAGAUAAUGACCAAGCUCAAGCAACUUCUUAAGCCAAGGGUCAAUUUCUAUUUGAAUGCCAUUGCGAGGAAGUUACUUGAUCCAAAUACAACUCUCGCCUGGAGCGCUAUUGGGAAUAACUGUCAAUCGUUUUGCGACUCACUCAUUGACAUGGAUUUUUUUGAGCCCUUGGUCGGAACGGCUUCGACAGGACAAGCUUCGGGGGCUGCAUCUCCGUUAUAUCUUAUGAGCUUUGUUUGUCCACAGGACGGCUAUCUACGUAGCCAAGUCCGCACGAAGUACGAUGUUCCCAGCGGACUGACCGAGGAAUACCUUCUUCGCUUCCACUUCGGUCGACAUGAUGAGGCCGAUGUUCUGGACACUCUCCAGGAGUACUGGUACGACUGGGGCGCAUUUGGUGGUACACUUUACAAGUACCAGGAUCUUUUCCCCUGGGAUUGCACCGAAGCUUAUCAGCAGCACCCCAAAUUCUGCGGGUCCUGUAGUCUCGCUAAGCAUACUUGGGCAUUUCCAUUCGACGCUUGGUCUAUAAUCGCGUUACAUCUCCAGCGAGGUCGACAAAUGUACGCCACAGCGAAGCCAAGCAAUCGAGGAACGAAGGAUGUUUCCUGGGUGCGUAAUCGACUUACUGUUCUCACAGCCUUGUCUCUCCUGAACCGAGGAGCGGCUGCCAUGGCUCGAAGUGAAAAGUUCGUGCAAGCGACCCAAUGGCUCCAUUCUGCAGGUAAGGGUCUUCGACAGGCACACCCGUCACUGACAAGGGUGAAACUGGGAGGAAUUCACCGCGCCCAGCCCUAUAGCCACUACUACGAAGCGGGGACCUACAGUCAUUACUUUCUCGCCAAGUGGGCUUCACGACCACGGUCUGAGCAGAUUCAGGAAUACGAAGCCUUGCGCAACGAGCGUGCCAGGAGGCCCGAUGUCGGUGGCAGCGGUCGUAGCGGGAGAUUCUCCUUACCCAGGACGGAAGGCGCAAGAAAGGAACCGACCAAUCUGGAUUUCCUGGGGUUUGAAGGGCUUGACUAUGAUUUCGAUCGAUUGCAUACCAACAGUUCAGUCGAUGACAGCUGUGACGAGGUGGUAUCUACUGAUGCAGAUUAUCACUCUGCUCACUCUGCUCACUCUUCCCCUGGCGAUGCAGAUAGCGACUCUCAACCUAGCUCUGGAUCGAUGACCGGCCUGGAAUCGUUGUAUUCGUCGCAUGGUGUCUCCUCAACCAAUGACUCCCAGCAAACCAAAGCCAAUGAAGGAGCACCAGUGCGGGAACUUCGAGACACAGCAUACCGGGACACCGUGCAUCCAAGCAGAAUCGAUUAUGAAGCCGGCCAUGAACGAGAUACCCAAUUCAAUACCCAAGGCGCAGUUAGGGCAGACAAAGAGGGGGCCGAAUGUCGCGACGAGUCGCCCAAGCAAAAUCAGCCUGGGGAUAAUGGCGGUGGCCCCCGAGCCUCCUAUCAGUACGACUCCACUUUCGCGACGUGGGCAGGUCACUCGAAAUAUCAACAUCCCGGCCAUGUUGACUACACCUGGAAGACAGAUUCUGGCGUAGCGAAAUCUACUGGAAAUGGAGAGGGCCAUACUGGUUCAGGGCACGGAUAUCCCAGUACAAAUUCCUCCGGGUAUGGCAGUCGCAAUCACGACGGUUGGUCUAGUGGCUAUACUGGGGGUUGGAACCCGUAUUUCAGCAGCCGCUCUCAUAGUAGUGGCAGUAGCCACCACGGUAGCAGUUCGAGUGGUUCAUAUGGCGGGGGUAGUUCAAGCUCGUAUCGCAGCAGUUCGGGCGGAGGAAGCAGCUCAUAUGGUGGUGACUCAAGCAGUUCGUCUGGCGGCGGUGGCUGGAGCGAUUCGUAUGGGAGCAGCUCAUACGAUAGUGGCAGUUCGUACAGCUCCAGCUGGAACUGA